UGUGUGGGGCAGGCAGCUUGUCGAAAACUGGUUGCCAUGGACACCAAAACAAGGAUUCUUGCCUGCAUCAUUCCUUGGAGUGAGCACGCUUUUCGCCCCCCUCUCUCUCUCUCUCUUCCCUGUGUUUCUUUUUCUUUUCACGCUUUUCAUGCAGCAUCUCUCGCUCAUCCAGACUUUGGUGCAAACACACAAACAUGAAGUCAGUGUAUGCUGAUCUGCACACACACUUGCGCGUGCACACACACACACACACACACACACACACUGAAGCAGGGGAAUUCCCUGACAGUGCAAAAAACAACUGACCAAAAUGUAAGGAAGAGCUUUUUUUUGUGUUGACGCUGUAUUUUUUAAAUAUCUUUAACAAUGUAUGUGCGUCGAUGUGCUGCAUCUAUGGGGGUGUGUGCGUGUGGGGGGUUAAUCCAUCCAUCCAUUGGUUCAGCAGGGGGACUCUUGAUGGACGCUCCAAUGCAGCAGAGCUUAACCCUCAUCUGUGACUGCAUCAUCCCCUCACACACACACACACACACAACAGAUGUACCACUCUCAUCACCUUUCAGCACUGGUAAACGUCCCCGUCGUUACGGAGGCACAGGGUGGAUGAAGGAGAGGGAGGGGAGGAGGGAGCGGUGGGAGAGGGAGGGAGGAUGGACGAGCAUCACGAGCCUCCGUCAGAUGGCAGGAGGCUCUUUGGAGCAACAGAUGGGCAGAAGGAGAGGAGAGUGUGUCUCCAUCCCUCCAUCUCUACGACACACUUCUCUCCUCCUCACAGGUGAACAUGUGUAUCCCUCAACUUUGAGGCCUCUCUCUCCCUCCCCUCCUCUUCCUCCUCUUCCUCCUCUUCCUCCUCCUCCUCCUCCUUGCGCACGCUGCUUUGCUCCGCAGCUUUUGGCUGCCGGCUUUGCGACAGAAGAAUCGGGACUUGAGCGGCACCGCGAGGCGCGAGAGACACACGGACACGCAGCGGAGAUGGGGGGGUUGCUCCACGCCUCCUCCUCCUCCUUUAAUCACAAACACCCCCACCAGGGACCCGCGGAUACCAUCACCUCUCCGUGUGAGCGUGAGCGCGCCGCGGACCGAGUGGCCGCGCUGCUCCCCGACACCUCGCUGAUGUGAAGAUGAAGGAAGUCCGAGCCGCGCCAACAUGUGACGUCUCUUUAUUUCAUCCUCAAGGGAAGUGCAAAAGGAGUCAAGCACCAACAAAGAAGGUUUCGUAGGAGUGUGACCUUUGGAUUAAACUCAGGAUGGGACCUGUUUGGCUUCUCCUUCUGAUCCCAGCCCUGCUCAGAGCGCAGGUGACACCAGGCAUCGCACCUGGACCCUCGGUGGGCGCGGACAACAGCACCGACUUGUUGGCGAACAGCACCGCAAAGGUCUCCCCCUCUAGUACCUUCGGACCUACGUUGCCGCCUCCAGAAGCCCCCACGCAGGAGGAGGAUGACUGGUCACCGGCAGAGACCUUCCUGUACACCAGAGACGCGUCGGCUCUGGAGGCCGCCCGCUGCUCGCGGGCCUACAGCCCGCCCGGGAUGUCCGGAUCGCUGCCCGCCAGCUUCGGUGCCCCCCUGCGGCCGGCUCUGGACGCGCUGGCCAACACGGCCAACUUCCUCAACAUGAUCUUCCAGGCCAGUGACCUGCGGGAGAGCACCGUGCAGGAGGACAUGGAGUGGUACCACGCCCUGGUUCGGGCCCUCAUGGAGGCCGACCUGCUCAUACGGCGCGCCCUGCUCACCUUCGACGCCGACCCGACGUCACCGGCGCCGCAGCUGGUGCUCUGCGCCUCGCGCAACCCGACGGCCAAGGUGCAAACCAUCAUCCUCCAGGACCUGUCCAAGGCCUGGGACAGCCUGCACCCGCCCGCCCCGGCACCCGAUGACAGCUGGUUCCGAAGCCUCAAGUUCCCCGAGUCCAACCGGCCGGCGGCGGCCCUGUCCAAGCGGGUGCUUCUCAACGACCUCAGCACCUUGGACACGCCCAAGUGGAGGCAGGGCGACAGCUACGUGACCGAUCGCAGCGGGGUGCGGUGGGGCGGCAGCCCGUUCCUCGACUGCGAGGAUGGACUCUUCCUGUCCGACUGGAUGCUCACCUUGUCCACGUCGUUCUACGGCCUCAAGCCCGACCUGACGCCCGAGUUCAGAGGUGUGAUCCGCGUGGACGUCAACAUUCAGGACAUCGACUUGGACCAAUGUGCCACCGGAGACGGCUGGUUUGCAGACACUCACCAGUGCAACCGAACCACCAUGGAGUGCGUACCGAGUCCGGGUCAGGGCUUUCAACUGGGUCAGUACUGCUGCCGCUGCAAGGAGGGCUACUACGACCCGGAGACGUCCCCUCCAGACUCAGAUGGCGGCGCCGCGAACCGGAGCGACGGCGGUACGUGUUACCCGAACAUGCCCAUCUGCCUCCCGUGCUGGCCGGGCUGCGGGAGCUGCCAGGACGGCGCCCCCUGCCGGGUGCAGGAGGCCUGGCUCCUCAGGGCCGGCGUGCUGGCCGUCCAGGGCGUCUUCAUGCUCCUCAUCUUCGUCAGCAUGCUGGUGGCCUACAGGCACCGCCGCAGCCGCAGGAUCCGGGCGUCGGGCCUCCUGCUGCUGGAGAUGAUCUUGUUCGGCUCUCUGCUCCUCUACUUCCCGGUGUUCAUCAUGUACUUCAAGCCGAGUACGUUCAGGUGUAUCCUGCUGCGCUGGGUCCGAAUGCUCGGCUUCUCCAUCGUCUACGGGACGGUCACUCUGAAAAUGUACAGGGUCCUGAAGGUGUUCCUCUCACGCACGGCCCAGCGGGUGCCCUACAUGUCGGGCCUGCACCUGCUGAGGAUUCUGGGAGUGAUGCUGAUGACGGUCAGCUGGUUCCUGUGCGCGUGGACGGUCGGCGUCCUGCAGAACCGCGACAGGAACAUCCCGGUGUUCGUGGGGACCAGCACGUGGGACGGCCAGGGGUUCAACCUGUGCCACGUGGACCGCUGGGACUACAUGAUGGCUGUGGCCGAGCUUCUGUUCCUGUGCUGGGGGAGCUCCCUGUGGAGCGCCGUGAGGCCGGUUCCCUCGGCCUUCCACGAGCCUCGCUACAUGGGCAUCGCCAUCCACAACGAGCUGCUUCUGUCCUCCCUCUUUCAUCUGUUCAGGUUCACUUUUCCCUCUCUCCAUCCUGAUUGGAUGCUGCUGCUGUCCUUCACGCACACUCAUGUGACCAUCACCAUGACGCUUGCCCUGCUCUUCGUUCCCAAGUUUCUUUACGUGUCCAAGCCGGGGAGGGCGGAGAUCGCGGCGGAGGUGUACGAAGAGGAGGUGGACCUGCGGCGCUCCGGCUCGUACCUCAACAGCAGUUUCCACUCUGCGUGGAGCGAGCACACUGGAAUGGACCCGGAGGACUUUCGGGAUGAACUGAGGAAGUUAUAUGCCCAGUUAGAAGUCCACAAGACCAAAAAGAUGACCGCAAACAACCCCCAUCUGUCAAAGAAGCGAAGUUCUCGCUGUGCAUUGGGAAGAUCCAUUAUAAGACGCAUUGCUGAGAUCCCAGAAAGCAUGAGCCGGCGGUGCAGCCGCGACGACAGAGACGGGUCCUUCCACAGCAGGAUGAGUGCGAACCAAUCAGAGUCCUUCAGGAGAACCCCGGACAUUGUCAGCAUCGGUUACAAGAGUUCCAUAAAAUCCCCAUCGAUGCGCAAGUCCCAAAGCGAUCAUCACUAUGUCAGGGAAAGAGACCACCCCUUGUGUGACCCCGCGUUGAAGGAAGACUCCAUGAAGAGGUUUUCGCAAUCGGAGACGGAUUCCUUGGAUAUCCCGCCAGGAGUUUGCAAGUCAGCCAGUGCCCAAAAUCUGUCAAUCGAUACCAAUCUCCUGCACCCUGAUCACACCAGGCUCCAUAAGUCCUGGAGUCUGACCUCAGCCACCACCCAUUCGAUGGAGAACUUACCGAAGGUUAGCAGAUCCAAAACAGUGGUGUCCAGGUCCCGGCAGAGCAUUUCCAUUAGUGAGCAGACAAGGAGCGCUCUCCAGCUGGAGUCAUUUGACAAGGCCGAGGUCUGUCCUUGGGAGAUGGCUCAAGAACAAUCGGGGGACAAGAACCAGAAACAUGUCACCUACGCAAACUUCGAGGACGGCUCCGACAAAGGGCCACAAUCGCCAGAAGCGCUGGUCUGUCCCUGGGACCAUUUCCCAUCCGUAGAAAAGAACCCUUCAGAGGACAGGGGGGAGAAUGACUCCCCGAAACCACAGGUUUGUGUGUCUGCGAGCGCACCAGGCACUCCGAGACCACAGGUCACGAAGGAUCAGCGCGUCUUCUCCUUCCGCGGCACCACCACCACCACCAAGUGGCUCGCUGUGAAAGCAGUCAUGGGAUCCUUUGACAGCGGAAGCCGGUCCAGCAAGGAGGGGAGUUUAAAUGAGUUCAAGGAUUCCGUUCCACAGAAAAGUCCGGAGAGCACUUGCACAAUGCCGAGAUCGAGGAGAACGAGUCGACGUCCCAGCAAGGAAAAGAAGCCAUUGCAGAAAAGAAGCAUGACAGCGGUGGAAAAACCGUGUCUCGUGAAACAGAAUGCGGUCAGACUUUCUUCCGGGGAUUCUACCGACAGAAGCCCCAGGAGGCUUGCCGCCGUGAAGUCGGGCGUCUACCCGUGGGACCUGGACGACGCGCAAAGGGAUGCCACUUGUGAAAAUGUGUUUUUAUCGAGGCAGAACAGCAGGCGUAGCAGUAUCAGUUCUUGGGAAACCAUUAGCAGCUGCAGAACUCCUUCAACUCACCGAAGAGCAAGUAAUCGAAUCACACUGGUCCGCAGUGCUGCCAACAAAGACGUGUGUCCAUGGGAUGGAGCUGGUGCUGCCCAGGAAGGGCUCCAGAAGCAGCAGAGCAUCAAAGCCGACGUCUGCCCUUGGGAAUCUCAGGCACCUGACGUACGUCCAAGGGAUCCUCAAGAGCAAGGGGCUGGGAGCAGGCGAGGAAGUGGUCGUGUUGAGGCGUGUCCUUGGGAAUCACAGGAUAUUCCAGUUAUUUAUUAUACGAACACGUCGAGAGACUCACAAGGACCUCGGCCGUUGAAACCUCUGGCAGAUGUAUGUCCCUGGGAGACUGUGGAAAGUCCCCAACCUUCUGUGAAGCAAGAUCGUGAAUUUACUAAUGUUUGUCCCUGGGAGGCUGAGGACAAGGCUGAAGUUGUAUAUGAAAACCUAAAUCCUUUGGAGAUCAAGGGGACGCUGUCUGUGCCUCUUCGUCAAGAGGUCAUGAAACCUGCCGUCCACCUGGGGGUGUCAAAGGACAUUUUAAGUAAUAAGCCCCAUGCAAAAUACCCUAUCCUGCAUUUGGGGAAACAAAUGUCCAAGGCAGCAGAAAGUUGUCCCUGGGAUUUCCCUGAUCCCCCUAAAUUCACAGGAGACAUUUGUCCUUGGGAUGAGGAGAACAACGAGCCAACUGAUAUAGGCUCAAACACACAAAUAAACAUCAAGGUAGACAUUUGUCCCCGGGAGACUGGACAUCAAGACAAACCGGCAGGCUCACAAAAAGGUACUUCGCCUUUGAGAGAUUCUUCUCUGCAGACUAAUGGGGAAGACAGAACAAAAGAAAACAUAUGUCCCUGGGAAUCCGAUAAAACCACAGCAACCAGCAUCUUCUCAAAAGGACUGGAAAGGCCAGCAGAUGUUUGUCCAUGGGAUAGUGCUGAACCAGAAUCAGGAAAUCCACAGACUCCCAAAACACCUGAGAGUCAUUUGAGGCAAGACGCAGUUCGCGCAGAGGCAGUAAAAACAGAAAUAUCAAAAGCAAACUUACAAAGACAAGGAACGUCGAGGGAAGACGUUUGUCCUUGGAAUACAGAAGAACCAAAGGUUCUCCAAAAGCUAGACAAGACUGUGGGAGAUGUUUGUCCUUGGGAGACAGAAGAACCAAAGGUUCUCCAAAAGCUAGACAAGACUGUGGGAGAUGUUUGUCCUUGGGAGACAGAAGAACCAAAGGUUCUCCAAAAGCUAGACAAGAUUGUGGGAGAUGUUUGUCCUUGGGAGACAGAAGAACCAAAGGUUCUCCAAAAGCUAGACAAGAUUGUGGGAGAUGUUUGUCCUUGGGAGACAGAAGAACCAAAGGUUCUCCAAAGGCAAGAUAGCACACGGGGAGGUGUUUAUCUGUGGGAGUCUGAUGGUCAACAAACCUCAACCAGGAGCGUAGAUUAUAUACCCAACCUUGAGGAAGGAGAAGUCCCAGAGAACCAGGGGCCACUGUGUGUUGAAGACGGCCCAGCAGACACCAGCACAGAGCAGAUAGACGAGACCAAACAGAACCUGUGCCGGCGGGAUGCGAUGUGUCCCUGGGACAUGAGACUGAGCCAAUCGGGUUCCUUCACGGACAACGCCACGGAUGUCUUCACGUGGGAGCCCGAGAAUAUUCCCGAGGAAGAGGAGGAGGACGACGCAGAAUGUGCCGCCGAGGCGUUUGUGUUCCCGUCUGACUUGUGAUCUAAAACUCGAUGGUCGAGGGGGAGCUUUGUCUCUACGGAGUCCAGGAUCUGCUCACCGGGCUCCAAUAAGCGCUCAUCCUGGACAGAACGUUCUUAUUUCAAGUUGGACUUUGGACCAUCCGACGAUGAAGAAGAAGACUCCAUGGGCGGGACCUAACUGGCUUUGCGAACUGGAGCGACAAGAAGUCCUGUUUCAGCAGAAGCCGCCGUGCUGGACGUCCUUCACUAAACCAGACAAGGACACACGGACAGACUUUUCUUGGCUGAUGGGCGUCUUGAGGCUUUUAGAUGAAGUCCCUUUUCUUCCCGCUUCUACCCCCCUCAUUUUAAAAUGGAGAUGUUUUUGUGUGUCUUUGUGUUUAGGUGACAAUAAUCACAUUUAACAUGAACCAGUCACAAAAAACUUGAGCUAAAAACUGAUCAUAAUAACAAAAUAUGGCCCAGGGCCUAAUGGACUAAACUCAGACUAAUCAUUUUUCAAAGUAAAAGAAUGAGUUUAGUGUGAAGCACUAGAUGUCUAUUUACAUUUAUGUGUUCUAUGUAUUAAAAUAUUGAUGAAACUAUGCAUACUUGUUUGCUUAAGUGGCCAAUUUAGUGGUUAUGAUGAUGCUCUGAUUAAUAAUUCAUUCACAAUUACGUAAUAACAUUCCAGUACUUAAAGAAACGAAUGAAUACAUAAAAUCACCAUAAACUCAAGAAUUACACCCUUAAAUAAAAUGUGACAACAUACUCACAUGUUUUAAAUUAGUCAAAGAUAAAUUUACUAUUAGAAAUAAAUUAAGCUAAAUAAAUUAGCUUAGUUAAUGGACAUCAAGAGCCACUUUCAUUUCAAUGUACAACAGCGAUGACCAUAUUUGACAAAGUCUUUAAAAUCAGCAUUAGAAGAAUGAAUAACAACAUUAACAAUAUUCUCUAAGGAGAGAAUUCAUUUAAAUGUCACUGUAUUAAGUCAGGUGUCUUUUUUUUAAAUGUCAUUCUGUUCCAGACAGCAGGGGAUUUUUCUUCUUAUUCAGCGAUCGCUUUGUUUAAAACCUGCACCAGUUUUUUUUUCUCUAACGACUGACCUAGUUUUGAGUAUUGUUGCCUGUUUGUUUGUCUUUUGAUUGAGUGUCCUGUAAUUUGACGUAAAAAGGAAAAACAAUAAAUUAUUGUAACACAUCCCUUGAUUUGCAUAAAGAAACAGCCCAUGUUC
Molecule: messenger RNA, 7628 nt
Organism: Pungitius pungitius (ninespine stickleback)
Lineage: Eukaryota; Metazoa; Chordata; Actinopteri; Perciformes; Gasterosteidae
Gene: gpr179
Product: G protein-coupled receptor 179
Exons: 11
Coding region: 1245-6434 (1729 amino acids)
Biological process (GO): G protein-coupled receptor signaling pathway
Cellular component (GO): membrane
Molecular function (GO): G protein-coupled receptor activity
Source: RefSeq, a predicted model, not a curated record